AUGCCCCCACCAUUGACUGAGGUAGUUCACCGCUCUCCGCUCUACCAUUUGCCCCACGACGAUUGCAUCCCGAAAUUAAGCGCCGGUCGCCUAUAUGGCUGCGACCCUGUCCUCCGGAUUCAGGAAAGGCGGGACAUGGGCCCAACCGCGCGGCCUCCUCCCCACUCAUUCCUCGAUGAUCCAGCCCUGAUCGUCGCUCUCAUCUUAACGGGCGUGAUGCUCCUCCUAGGGUUUAGUGCGACAGUGUGCUCUGGGCGCCUCUGGAAGCGCACGCCCUCGACAGCGAAGAAGUCAUUGCCAUUGAACAUGAGCAGCAGGUCCUUUGCCUCAACAUCAGCUCCUCACAAUCACGAUGGUGUACGACGCUACUACCUGAAACCGAUAGACCUUUCUCCCUUUUCCAGCGACAUACCCUCCGUCAAGGUAGGCCACGUUGCUCCAGGCGAAGUUGAAUUCGAUCACUCUCGGCCAAUCUCCCUGCACCACAAUGCCAACGCCACCAGCAGUCGCGGGACGACGCUUUCCCUUCCAAGACCUCGAACCUGGAAUCAUUCGUGGAUCCCAUCCCCUCUACAUGGCGACCCAACUGCCUCGUCUGUAGGAUUAUUCUCCGUUCCCGAAGUAGAUGAAGAGCUGGAAUCGGGGGAGUCAGCUUCAGAAAGUCCUAUCAUCACUAUGGACAUCGCGAUGGCGGGUCUCCACCGCCAUAGCAUCAAAGACACAACCUGGCCAGCGACUGCAGACGGACUCGUACAGCAAUCUCCGGAUAGCCUAGGCUCGACGGAGAAAACGGAGACAGAGCCAGGGAUAUUCGAUACCGUCAAUGCUGCAGACUCGGAGACCUCAUUGACGUCCUUCGAAGGGUCACCGGAGGAAGAGAGUGAAGAAGAGGACGUGAUUUCAGGUGACACAGAGGAGGUGGAGGUUGAGGUAUUCGAGGUCAAGAGGGGCCACACGCAAAGUCUCGAGCUGGCCAAAGGAGUCCUAGUCGUCCUACCCGCCGAUUCUUCCUCGAGCGAAGACCUCCACAAGCGCCCAAUAUCCAUUCCCCCUGAGAAGAACAUCAUAGUCGCUGAUAAAAACAUGCAAAGGUCAAAAACCCUUCCCAACUUCCAAGUUCGGCGACCUACCUUUCUGCCUACUUUCAUGUCCAAACCCCAAAUCCCGGCACUGAUCGUGACGCAACCCAGCACACUCAGCCUCUUCACAGUUGGAUCAAGCGCAAGCGACACUUCUGUCGACCUCGGUAAAUUUCCUUUGCCACCGCUUCACCUCGAACCGACUGUAUUCUGGCAAAAGUUGGAGGAAGAAAUCAACCACAGCUUGAGCGCCAAGAAACCGCGCACAUAA
Molecule: messenger RNA, 1350 nt
Organism: Coprinopsis cinerea okayama7#130
Lineage: Eukaryota; Fungi; Basidiomycota; Agaricomycetes; Agaricales; Psathyrellaceae
Exons: 1
Coding region: 1-1350 (449 amino acids)
Source: RefSeq, a predicted model, not a curated record